AUGGAAAAAAAAAAUGAUGAUAAAACGAGACAGGAUUUUUUACACAUGAGCAUUGAAAAACGACGUCAUUUAUUUGCACGAAACCUUGCCCUUGGAAAAUUUGACGUUAAAGAUGGAGGAGAGUCUCGUGGAAAAACACAAAUGAUGUAUCAUAACACGACGAUGACGACAUCGUCGUCUGGAUCUUUUCAAAAUCCACCAGACAGAAGGUUGACCAUAUUGUCUCCACAUUCGGCAAAUUGCACUCCGGAUUUAUUACAAUUUGGACAAUUUAAAGAAACAAAUCGUAAAUCAUUAACUUUGCCCAAAUUAUUACUUCCGAAUACUAACGAAUGUAACGUCAUAAGGAAAAAAGAAAAUGAGGUCACCGGUAUGGCUGGCGGACACACAUAG
Molecule: messenger RNA, 393 nt
Organism: Pediculus humanus corporis (human body louse)
Lineage: Eukaryota; Metazoa; Arthropoda; Insecta; Psocodea; Pediculidae
Exons: 2
Coding region: 1-393 (130 amino acids)
Source: RefSeq, a predicted model, not a curated record